CUUUUUGACUCUUACCACCAUCAUCAAUACAAGUGCAUCCAAGUGACAUUGUCUGCGAACUACCUACCUCUCUUCAAUCUUUCAAGAUGAUGCAGCCAACACCAGCACCAACCUCGGCGCCCGGGUCUCCCGAGCCAGCGCCUGAGGAAUCGCUGGUCGCCUCAAUGCCUGAGCCGCCACACAACACUGGGAGUGCUCCUUUUGGGAUCUUAGUGGGACUAUUUGAGAGGCUACAAAGUGAGAGAAGAAGAGAUAAACGAGAAAAGCUAUUAUCUUCAUGGUUCAACCAUUGGAGAGAUGAGAAGGGCAAAGAUCUUUAUCCUGUUCUACGUCUUUUGCUUCCUCAGAAAGAUCGUGAGCGGUCUACUUAUGGUUUGAAGGAGCAGAAAAUAGCCAAGACGUACAUCAAGCUCAUCCCUUUAGGUCCAAGAGACCCAGACGCUAUCCGUCUCACGAAUUGGAAGAAACCAGUGGAACAGAAUAAGGCCUCUGGUGACUUUCCUACAGUUCUCUACGAAGUAAUAGGCAAAAGAUCAUCGGUCACGGAAGGUUCCCUGUCUAUUGAUGACUUGAAUGAAAUUUUAGAUGAGCUAUCGCAGAAACAGGAUUCUAUGGAAGUCCAAUCGAAAAUAUUGAGACGCAUUUAUAAUCGUGCAACACCAGAAGAGCAGAAAUGGAUUGCGCGCAUUAUAUUGAAAGACUUGGUGAUAUCUGUAAAGGAAACUACAGUUUUUGCAGUUUUCCAUCCUGACGCUCAAGAUCUUUAUAAUACAUGCUCAGACCUCAAGAAGGUCGCGUGGACUCUCUGGGACCCUUCAUUCCGGUUAAAUGCCAAUGAUAAAACUGUCGCACUCUUCCAUUCUUUCGCGCCUAUGCUGUGCCGGCGUCCAACCAAGAGGAUAGAAGAGACCGUCAAAGAAAUGGACGGAAGUGAGUUUAUCAUCGAGGAAAAGCUCGACGGGGAAAGAAUACAGCUUCAUAAGAAGGGUAAUGAAUAUUUCUAUUGCUCAAGGAAAGGAAAGAACUUCACUUAUCUGUACGGGAAGCACGUUGGGAUGGGGAGUCUGACGCCUUACAUCGACGCUGCGUUCGAUGAGCGCGUCGACGAAAUUAUUCUUGAUGGCGAGAUGCUGGUCUGGGAUCCGGUUUCACAGCGCAACCUGCCAUUUGGGACCCUCAAAACAGCUGCUGGAGACAAAUCCAAAAAGGCUCACAUGCCUCGUCCGUGCUUCAAAGUUUUUGACCUUCUUUACCUCAACGGUCAAUCACUUAUUGACAAGACGACAAAGUUCCGGAAGCGGAACAUGAGAGCUUGUUUGAAAGAGGUGAAAGGACGUAUUGAAUUUGUCGCUGAGUUUACGGGUCGAGAUGCACAGCAUGUUAGACAACGAAUGGACGAAGUGAUGGGGGCGAGGGGCGAGGGGCUCGUCAUCAAGCAUCCUAAAUCUAUGUACGUAUUGAACGGGAGAAAUAGAGACUGGAUUAAAGUCAAACCUGAGUACAUGGAUAAUAUGGGUGAGACGGUUGAUGUUCUUGUCGUUGCCGCCAAUUAUGGCACAGGGUCCCGUGGUGGAGGAGUCUCUACUCUCAUCUGCGCAGUAAUUGACGAUCGACAUCCUGAUAGUCUGGAUGAUGAGCCCAAGUAUAGCUCCUUUGUGCGUAUUGGUUCUGGCUUGACGUAUGCCGACUAUGUGUGGGUGCGUGCUUUGCCUUGGAAGCCUUGGAAUCCCAAGGAGCCGCCGGAAUUCUAUCAAACCGCCAAAAAGACAACUGAAGACAAGGGAGAUGUUUACCUCGAGCCUGAGGACUCCUUCAUACUUAAAGUGAAAGCAGCUGAAAUCACACCAUCGGAUCAAUACCAUCUCGGAUACACCAUGCGAUUCCCCCGGGCUCUGGCCAUUCGACAGGAUUUGACGAUUGCGGACUGCAUGACGGCCUCCGCCGUUCUGGAGAGUGCUCGUACGACGAAGAAGAGAAAGAUGGAGAGCGAUAUUACAACGAAGAAGACGAAAAAGACAGGCAAGACGAAGGCAAAGCCAAUGAUGCUCGCCGAUUAUCAGGGGAUAAAGGCCAAGGAUGUCCCGGUUGAGUCUGAUAUCUUCAAUGGUUUAACGUUUGUCGUCAUGCCUGAUCCUAAAUCAAGAACGGGCGAACAGCAGAAGAAAGAGUUGAUGAAGCUGACUAUAGCCAAUGGAGGGCGCUGUCUGCAGCUAGCUUCAAAACAACCCAACCUUUUCAUCGUAUAUGGUGGUACUGUCACCCCGUAUGAUUUGAAGCUUUCACUUAACAAGGGUAUUCACGACGUGAUCAAGCCGGAAUGGAUUACGGAUUCCAUUGCUCUGGGGCGCCAAGUGCCACUUUCGAAAAGAUACUUUUUCCACGCUACUGAAUCGAGAAAGGCAACAGCAGAAUACAGCAUGGAGGAUGACGUGAAGAAAGAAGAUGAAGUGGCGGAAACGGCGGAUGAGAUAAAUGAAGCAAGUCCGAGUAUCAAGGUGGAGGACCUAGCGGAAGAGAUCAAGCAUGAGACAAUCGAUCCGGCCUUAGCGGAAUGGCUGACCAUCGAUGCACCGAGAACACCAGCUGACGAUGAUUCAGAGACGGAAGACGACGAUGACGAUAAUGAUUCUGUCAAUGCGGAUGUACCUGGACAGGACGAUAUGGAUGAUUGGCUCAAGGUGGAAGAGGAGGAUGCGGAAGUCGAUCUCAAGUCGGAGGCGUCGAACAAGGAUGUGAACGACCCUACAGAUGAUGUCAAGGAACCUGACGAAGAGAAACCUCGAAUGGGAGAGGACGAGUCAGCUAUGGAGUAUGACCAGGAACUCAUUUUCAAGCACUUGUGCUUCUACUUGGAUACUUCAAGUAAUGCCCGACGAAACGGAAUGACUGCCAAGUCGAAGUAUGAACAUGUAAUUGACGCUAGUUUCGAGGAGGUGGAUAAGUUGAUUACCUCCAACGGGGGGCGAGUUGUAGAUCUUGAUGAACCGAAACUAACGCACGUUGUUAUCGAUAAACGGGACGAUAGUCGGCGUUUGGAACUCAUGAGGAGGACAGCGAAGCCGAAACGGAAGUAUUUGAUCCUUUCGAACUUCAUACAAAGCUGUUUGGACGAAGCAACGCUUCUUCCGGAAGAAGAGUUUGCACCAUGAAUUGUUCUCGAUCUACAUUGAGAAUGGUAUAUAUGCCGGUGCAAUGGGAAUAUACUGUCAACAAACACCUCGGCCCUUGUGAAAAAUUUUAAUGUUAAGCCGCUAUGACAGCGU
Desarmillaria tabescens is the source of this 3263-nucleotide messenger RNA. Its product is annotated as DNA ligase 4. Gene Ontology annotation, biological process: nucleotide-excision repair, DNA gap filling; double-strand break repair via nonhomologous end joining; DNA recombination. The transcript is spliced from 26 exons. Gene Ontology annotation, cellular component: DNA ligase IV complex. The coding region runs from base 87 to 3149 and encodes 1020 amino acids. The record is from RefSeq and is a predicted model, not a curated record. Lineage: Eukaryota; Fungi; Basidiomycota; Agaricomycetes; Agaricales; Physalacriaceae. Gene Ontology annotation, molecular function: DNA binding; DNA ligase (ATP) activity; ATP binding.